This is a messenger RNA of Raphanus sativus (radish), 925 nucleotides long. RefSeq lists its product as uncharacterized. The transcript is spliced from 5 exons. Gene Ontology annotation, biological process: maturation of 5.8S rRNA. Bases 231 to 761 code for a protein of 176 amino acids. The record is from RefSeq and is a predicted model, not a curated record. NCBI's taxonomy places the organism in Eukaryota, Viridiplantae, Streptophyta, Magnoliopsida, Brassicales, Brassicaceae.
GUUGGGGCUCAAACGAGAGGACAUAUGUUGACUUGGUUUUGGUUUGUUAUUAUAGCCAAAUAAAACUAAACCAAUUCGAUUUCGGUUUGGUUAUUAUUUUAAUUUUUAAUUUGGUACGGUUCGAACCGGUUACGGGGCUUGUUGAAAUCAGAAAUUAAACCUAAUUUACACGAAAACACUCGAGUUGUUGUUGUUCCUCCUCCUCCUCUCCGGCACCGGGUAAGUAUACGAUGGCGAAGAGAGAGAUUAGUAGCACUCUGAGAAACCUAAAGUUUAUGCAAAGGUCUGCUCUGAAAGAGGAGGAGAAAAAGAAGAAGACUGAUGAAGAGCCUAACGGGAGUUUACCUUCCCUUGGAACUGUUGUUGCGAAGAAGAAGUGUGUGGUCAUAACAGACUGGGAUCCUCAGCCAGGAGCAUUGUUAGGACGCAUGUCGUUUCAAUCUUUCAACCCCUCUAUUGAGAAACUAAAUGAAGAGGCGAUAAGCAGCGGUGGGGAAACAGAUGCUCCUCCCACAAGCUCUAGCAGUAGUAGUGGCGGAAAGAUGUCUUAUAGUGAACCGAACAAGGUUGAGAGAAGCCGGGAAACAACAAAUGGUGGUGGUGACUUCAAAAGGAAACAGCCUGAGGAACAACAACACCAUCCAAGCAAGUCCAUGAGGAGCAGUGACAAACCAUCACCCAGCAACAGACAAACCGAUGGUUUCAAGAAACCCAAGAGCUGGAGCGGUUUGAAACCACCAAAAACUCAAACCAAAAAUUAGCUUAAGCGCAGCGAACCUAGUUCACAUGUUUUAGUAGAUCAUGUUUGUAUCAUCAAUUCAUUCACAUGGUGUUGAUGCUUGUUUUAUGCUUGUGUUUAGCUCCAGAUAUAUGAUGAAACAGUUUUUUCUUUUGUCUUUUCAAUUAAGUUUUACUACAAGUACCA